Messenger RNA from Zingiber officinale, 497 nucleotides. RefSeq names its product small ubiquitin-related modifier 1. Gene Ontology annotation, biological process: protein sumoylation. Gene Ontology annotation, molecular function: ubiquitin-like protein ligase binding; protein tag activity. NCBI's taxonomy places the organism in Eukaryota, Viridiplantae, Streptophyta, Magnoliopsida, Zingiberales, Zingiberaceae. The record is from RefSeq and is a predicted model, not a curated record. The coding region runs from base 96 to 386 and encodes 96 amino acids. Gene Ontology annotation, cellular component: nucleus. The transcript has 3 exons.
GAAAAAGUCAUCAUCGUGAAUUACUAAAUACCUCAGUCUUGGACAAGAUCAACCCUAGAAAACCGCCUGAUCGGAGAGAACUAGAGGAAAGAGCCAUGUCGGGACAGGAGGAGGAGAAGAAGCCGGCCGAUCAGGGCGCCCACAUCAAUCUUAAGGUCAAGGGACAGGAUGGGAAUGAGGUGUUCUUUAGGAUCAAGCGCAGCACUCAGCUGCGGAAGCUAAUGAAUGCCUACUGCGAUCGUCAGUCGGUGGAUAUCAAUUCUAUUGCUUUCCUGUUUGAUGGCCGUCGGCUGCGAGGGGAGCAAACUCCAGACGAACUUGAGAUGGAAGAAGGGGACGAGAUUGAUGCGAUGCUGCACCAAACAGGGGGUGGACUUGAGGUUUAAAGAUUCUGUCAAGUAUUUGUAACGAAUUAUGGAUCGAUCAGUUGUAUCGCCACAAGAUGCUUUGCCUGUGAAUUGACUAUUUAAGACUAUUUUAGUUGGUAGAUGGUAGUU